Messenger RNA from Syngnathoides biaculeatus (alligator pipefish), 4103 nucleotides. RefSeq names its product malic enzyme 2, NAD(+)-dependent, mitochondrial (gene me2). NCBI's taxonomy places the organism in Eukaryota, Metazoa, Chordata, Actinopteri, Syngnathiformes, Syngnathidae. The coding region runs from base 199 to 1956 and encodes 585 amino acids. Gene Ontology annotation, molecular function: malate dehydrogenase (decarboxylating) (NAD+) activity; NAD binding; malate dehydrogenase (decarboxylating) (NADP+) activity. Gene Ontology annotation, cellular component: mitochondrion. Gene Ontology annotation, biological process: malate metabolic process; pyruvate metabolic process. The transcript has 15 exons. The record is from RefSeq and is a predicted model, not a curated record.
UGAUUGGCUGAGCGGACGUCCGCUUGGUUUGCCAAUCUUUCCUUCCCUCAGUGCAUCGGCAGCUUUUUCUGCCACCGAUUCUGUCCGCGAAGCCCUGACUCUUGGAAUUAUGGCGCAGAGAGUUUAUUGUUAAAGUCUCUGCGGCGGGAGAAAUCCUCCAAACCAGCAUUUCAGCUUCCACACCGUCGACGGUCCAUCAUGUUGUCCCGGCUGAGGAGCAGUUUUUCCUUGAGGCCGGCCUGUGUGUCCGCCUGCAGAUGGGCGCACACCAAAGAGAAGGGCAAGCCUUUAAUGCUCAACCCCCGCACCAACAAAGGAAUGGCCUUCUCGCUACAGGAGCGACAGAUUUUGGGCUUACACGGCCUCCUGCCUCCCAAAGUAGAAACGCAAGACCUCCAGGCCUUGCGCUUCCAGAACAAUCUCAAGAAAAUGACGGACCCGCUUGAAAAGUACAUCUACUUAAUGGGCAUCCAGGAGAGAAACGAGAGGCUCUUCUACAGAGUCCUGAUGGGAGACAUCGAGGAGCUGAUGCCCAUCGUCUACACACCCACCGUCGGCCUGGCCUGCACGCAGUACGGACACAUCUUCCGACGACCCAAGGGCUUGUUCAUCUCCAUUCUGGAUAGAGGACACAUCCGCUCCAUCUUGGACAACUGGCCAGAGACCAAUGUGGCAGCAGUCGUCGUGACUGAUGGAGAACGUAUUUUAGGCCUGGGCGACCUGGGCGUUUACGGCAUGGGAAUCCCCGUCGGCAAACUCUGCCUGUACACCGCGUGCGCCGGUAUCAGACCUGAGAAGUGUCUGCCCGUCGUGAUCGACGUGGGCACGGACAACGAGACUCUCCUCAAGGAUCCGCUCUACAUGGGCCUGUACCAGAGGAGAGACCGCUCCCAAGCUUACGACGAUCUCAUCGAUGAGUUCAUGGAGGCCGUGGUGGACAAAUAUGGACAGGACACGUUGAUCCAGUUUGAGGAUUUCGGGAACCACAACGCAUUUCGCUUCCUCAGGAAGUACCGGGAGAAGUACUGCACCUUCAAUGAUGAUAUCCAAGGCACUGCAGCUGUGGCUCUCGCCGGUCUGCUUGCGGCUCAGAGGGCCACCGGGAAGCCCAUCACAGAACACAGAGUGCUUUUCCUCGGCGCUGGAGAGGCUGCUCUCGGCAUCGCAAACCUGAUCGUCAUGGCCAUGAUGGAGUCGGGCAUGACACAGGCGGACGCCAGGCGGAAAAUUUGGAUGUUCGACAAAGACGGCUUGCUCGUUAAGGGAAGGUUGCAGGGCACGGACGGCAACCAGGAAGCGUUUGUUCACGACAGCCCCGGUGACGUUCACAGCUUUUUGGAUGCCGUCAACACCAUCAGACCCACGGCUAUCAUUGGCGUGGCGGGAGCCGGUCGACUCUUCGGCCACGACGUCAUCACAGCCAUGGGCGCCAUCAACGAGCGGCCCAUCGUCUUCGCCCUCAGCAACCCCACUGCCAAAGCGGAGUGUACCGCCGAGGAUGCCUACACGCUGACAGAUGGUAGAUGUCUUUUUGCCAGCGGAAGUCCAUUCAAUCCCGUGACUCUGAGCGACGGGCGAGUCUUCACUCCCGGACAAGGCAACAACGCUUACAUCUUCCCUGGCGUGGCUCUGGCCGUCAUCCUGAGCGGCGUGCGCCACAUCAGUGACACGGUUUUCUUGGAGGCCGCCAAGACUUUGGCAGAACAGGUGACCGACAAAGAGCUGGAAGAAGGCCGACUGUACCCGCCUCUUUCCAACAUCAGAGAAGUUUCUCUCCAGAUGGCUGUCAAAGUGGUGGAGUUUGUGUACGCCAAAGGAAUGGCGUUCCGCUACCCGGAGCCAGUGGACAAGAAUGCCUUCGUGCACGCCACCGUGUGGAACACAAACUACGACUCCUUCCUCCCCGACACCUACGACUGGCCUGCGGUCAGCUUCAGCCCCAAGUCCAGUCACUAGAAAGAAGUACACUCACUCACUCCUUUUAGUCACUCCUUUCCGCUCCAUUCACGACUACCGCACUGAAAAAGGGCAAUGGGACGUGUAUUAUGUAUUAUUAUAUGUUAUUUCGGGUUUGGAACUGGCACUGUUGUUUCUGGCCUGUACAACGAGGAUACUUUAAACACUCGCAUCCACUAAUGCACAGGUGUCAAACUCAAGGGCCAGGGGCCAGAUCUCUUCCACCACGUGAUUUUAUGUGGCCCGCGAAGGCGAAUUGUGUGUAACAACUUCCAUCAUUUUUAUUUUUUUUUAAAUCUGUAUCAAAGUUUCAGAGUCACAUCAUAGAUGAUAACGUUGAGAUAAUGAAAGCAUUUUUUUCUUACCAAACAUAAACAAUAGUUGAAAAUAUAAAUAAAUAAAUUUCAUGUGUAAAUAUGAUGAGUUUGUUUAAGAUUUUAAUGGUUUCGCAGUCAUUAUGGCCCUCUGAGGGAAACCGGAACUAUAAUGUGGCCCGCAACAAAUAGGAGUUUGACACCCCUGCCCUAGUGGGGGGAAAAAAAGGCAGCACAAAAAUAUAGUUUAAGCACUGAAAACAUUUAGAGCAGCGCAAGCUGAGCAAGCAAGUAAUUGGCAUUCAGAUCAAGCAGGGUGCACGUAUUUAUCUUUUUUUUUUUUUUUUUUUUUAAUGUGAAAGAACCCACACAGGCUGAGGAAAACAAAUCUUACAGUGUGUGGCUUGCUGAAGAUGAGAAACUCCAAUUGUGUUAAACGUGUUUAACAUCUACUGAUUAUCAGGUCUGACUGUUUUCCGAACAGAAUCAGAAGGGAAGACUUCCUAAAGUUAAAAGUUACAUUAGGCCCGAUUAUCAGCAUUGGUGCACCCCGCUUAAAUUAUUCCAGAUUGUACCGCAAACAAAACCUUGCGGAUUUAUUUAAAAAUCUUUUUCUUGUUUUGCACAUAAAAUAACUGUGAACAAGUUCAAUAUACAGUAUAUAUUUAAAAACACUCCGAGUAGAAAAAGUCACAUUAUUAUUAUUAACAUGCAGCUAAAACAGCAUCCAUGUUUGUCCAUCCAUUAAUGUUAAUUUUUGUGUGUCAUUCGAUUUGCUGUUGUGUAUUAUUUAUAACUCUCCUUUUAAUGACUUAACACGGUUAUUAUGAAGUUUUUUUUUUUUUUCCCAAAGUGAGGGUGGAACUUAGAUGUACAGUUCACGUUAUAUUGAUCCUGACACCCCCCGUGAACCUGGUGUGCUUCACAUUGCUAUUUUAAUUUUUGGUCAAUGGUGCCUGCUCAACAUGGUGCUUUCUUCAGGUUUUUUUUUUUUUUUGUAAGCUAACAAAGGGAUUCUUUUAAACUACUGUGUUAAAUCUCCUUUAAAAGUACACAAUCAUUCACUUCCCAAACAAUUUGCUUGGAGACCUCCUUUAAUCUGAGGGCACUAUUUCUGUUCACUUUAUGCCCCCCCCCCAAAAAAAAAAAAAAAUAUAUAUAUAUAUAUAUAUAUAUAUAUACACACAAUUGUCCGAUGCUGAUUGAAAUAGAUUCUAACCUUUUUAAUAAUUCAAAAUACCAAUAAUGUAUUUUCUGUACUGUGCAGAUUUUUUACAGCACCUACAAGUCAUUUUUGCAAAAUCGACAUGGGAAAAAAAGAGUAAAAUAUUUAGGUCUAUUUUUCUAAUGUACUAUAGGUACAUAAAAGGCAUCUUUAUUUAUUCCUUCAUAUUUCUGCACAGUUUUGUUAUUGUGAUCUCACGCACUGGAAACGGGCAAACGACACGGCCGAGAAGUAAACAUGAAGCAAAUAUUUAUGAUAAAAACUUGACGCACAUGACAUUGUUGAAUGCCCGGACGUCAUUUAACAUUUUUUUUUAUCAAUUGUUGUCAUCUGUGCUGCUGCUAAUUGGCUGCGUAACGUCAGGUUUGUUAGCUGUUGUAUCCCGAAUAUAUCUUGUACUCUCAUGUCCAGAAUGUAUGUAUUUUCAAGAAAAUCACAACUACUGAGUGUUGUCUGUUUUGCCACUGUACUGUAUGACAUAAGUGUACACUGUAUUUUGGUAUCAUAAAAUGUUGAUUUGUACUGAAUAGCAAAAUGGCCUUAUCCUCUGUCUGCGGAGAACCCAAUAUUGAUGCUGCUUGAUAAAUGUUUGUUUUCAAGAGAUGAAU